GGCCAAACAUUGAUUCAACACUCGCAUCAACUCAACAACUACGACAACCUUCGCGCGACGUUUCCUACCCAUGGAACUUCCGCUCUCCAGCGGCCGCGAAUACUAACAACUGCAGAUUUCCAGCAUCUUGCAGUUCUACAGGUAAGACUUGGGUAGGUAAGUACCGUUUGCGAAUAGACAGGCAAGACAGGGCAGGGCCAUCCUCUGUUUCCCUUCCGAUCAUCGUUGGGUCCUGGAAUCGUUGCGCAGUCAUAGCAUCAAUUCAUUCGACGGAUCCAUCAACGAUUUUCAUCUUUGUUACCCACGUAUUAUCGCCUGCGCCACCUUUCUUCAUCCCGCCUCCCGACAUUUCGAUAUCCGACAACAGCCCCCUUUACAUACAUAUCGAUGCGAGAGACAAUAAACAACAACAAACACCAGCAAAUCAAUUAAACCACGCAAUAUGGCAGAGCCUCCAUCCUCUCCGCCCGGUCCUGGGGCCAGCGUCGAGGAUACCCUUGGCUGGUACAAGUCACAGUAUGAACAAUUAGAAUCCGAACUGGCCGAAUUCAGGGAUUCGAGUAGGGAGCUUGAGCAGGAGCUGGAGAAGGAUAUCGAGAGAGCAGAGAAACAGGAGCGACAUCACCAAGAAAAAGCCGAAGCACUUGGUUUCGAGGUUGAGGAGUGGAAGAGAAAAUACAGGGAAUCGAAAACAGAGGCCAGCGCAUCCCAGAAUGCACUCGAGAAGGAAAUCACCACACUUCGAGACACAAACAGGACUUUGCAAAUGAAGCUGAGGGAUAUUGAAGUUGCCAACGAUGACUUUGAGCGACAGGCGCGCAACACCACGUCAUCUCUGGAAGAUAUGGAGUCAAAGUACAACCAGGCGAUUGAGAGGGCUGUCAUGAUGGAAGAGGAGAUCAAGAUUGGCGAGCAGGAGCGUGAACAGCUACGUAUCGAGUCACAGCGCUUGCGCGAGGAACUGGGCGACCUCAAGAUUGAAGCAGAGCUUCUACAGGACAAGAUCAAGAAACAGGAGUCUCGCCACCUCUCCACCAUUUCAACCGACCUUUCUAUCCUCGAGUCGCCAACUUUCGACCAUCCCGCCUCUCCUGGCUCUACAGCCAGUUCUCCUCUCAUUACCACGCCUCCAGAUUCCAAGUCGCCUGUACCAGACGAGGACACUCUCUCCGAACUUCCCGACCCGCCUUCGCCUCCCAUGUCUGAUGUCUCUGGAACUCUUCCCAAGAUGGCAUCGAGAACUCCCGCUGCUUCAAGGGCAUCUGGUCGUUCUCGUUUGCCCUCAUCAGACAACAGUGUCACUCCCAAGCCUCGAUCUAAGCCUCCUACCAAGACGACUCGCGCGCCUGGCAGCCGCAUCUCGACUGGUGGCACAACGACAAUGCGCACGCCAGCCAACCGUGCAGUUGGGCCUCGCUCGGCUUCCAACAAACUUCCCGCCUCUAACUCUCUCACCCAUAUUCGAACCCUUACCGCCCAGAUGCAACGCCUCGAGGCUCGUGUGCACUCCGCGCGAUCUAAGCUCCCCGGGCCGACUCGCACUCCACCUCGCGCCUCACCUCGAACGUCGGUCUAUAGCUCUACCAAUGUGCCUUCGUCGGUUACGAUCCGUUCUCGUAAGCGCACUGGUGGCUCUACCGCAUCUUCGGUUGCAGGCGACGACAUGACACCAACCACCGGAAUUCCAACACCAGCAACCAAGGGAAGCCACGUGCCCCGUCUUAGCACGUCUGGGGUCAGCCGCUUAUCAUUUGGCCCAUUGCCGAACCGUGGAGGUCCGGAGGAGAUCAGCAGGCCGAGCUCACGUGCUAGUGUCACAUCGUAUGCCCGACCUCCCUCACGAACCGCCGGAGAAAUGAUCCCACGGCCCGUUUCACGGGCAUCACUCUCAGGAACUCGAACCCCCAUGGGCCGACCUCGCUCCUCGAUGGGAGGAUCGAUUCAUGGCCACUCUGCCAGCAUUAGCCACCUGGACCUAGAGGAAGAGGAUGAGGGAGAUUUCCGAACGCCAAGCCGCAGGGGUACAUACUCGAACGGUGAAGGCAGCGCUAUCCCCAUGCCAACAAUCCGACGUCAGAGCGGUAGCCGAAGGAUAAGCGCAAACACAAUGAGGUCCAGUGUAUCCGGUCCGAGGAAACUGAGCGACCUGGGAGAGACCUACUAAACAGUUGCAUCCCACAAAAUUCCACGACUGUCCCAGGUCGUUUAUAUUCUUUGACAUGGUUUUACUUUGCAAGCGGUUCGAGCGGUUUACGCAAAUCAAAUUGGUCGCAUUUCACCUCAUCAUUGAUAUCCGUUUCUACAAAACAUAAGGGGUGGCAUGGACGGUUCGGCAUACUUUUACGGCUGGCGCUUCAAGACGGCGAAGACGGUGUUGACGAUGGUUACGGAAUUCCACUUCUUGCUCUCUGGCAGACUUCGUUACUAAUACUUCUGCUUCUUUGGGUACACUGGGAUUUCGGCACCGGGGUUUACGGAUGUUAUGAAGACAUGGAUGGCAUUGUUUAUUAUUAUUUUUCUUUUGUUUUUCUAGAAGGGAAGGGGCCUGGCUAGGUGUACAAUGUCCGAGUCACAUAUCCGUACAUGCUAUACCGGCCAGGCCUGGAGAGACGGGGGUGUACCGCACCAAAAGCGAGUCAUCGACUGGGCAAAUCAACUUGGAUGGUCCUUAUUUAAAAAAACGGCUUGCGAGAUGGGAGCGGGUAAUACUGGGGAAGAGUUGAUGCGAGGCUACCUUUACUUUGCUCUGUGAAGUAAGGUUGCUCGCGGGGGAGGGCGGACAUCAGUGGGGAGUCGUACGAUGUCUGACAAGGCUGAGGCAACGGCCCGCGGGCUAGAUUAGUCUGGGUUGCUUGCCUUACGAUCUUGAAUUAUUUAUCUAUUCUUUUCCUUUGUGCAAAUUGGAGUAGGAGGAGAGAGGGAGGUGUAGAUACAGACUGUGGAGGCGUAUGAUACAAUAUCUUAGCUUUAGCUUGAGGACUGGGGAGUUGGAGAUGAAACCUGGUCUAGAUACGCCCAAUACAUACAGAUAACUUCAUUGUGGUUUCAGGGCGUUAAAAAUGUAAAGGUCAAAGCAGCACUGCCCUCAGUACUACUGAAUUCGUAAGAAUAUCUGAU
Molecule: messenger RNA, 3117 nt
Organism: Fusarium verticillioides 7600
Lineage: Eukaryota; Fungi; Ascomycota; Sordariomycetes; Hypocreales; Nectriaceae
Product: nuclear distribution protein nudE like 1
Exons: 3
Coding region: 443-2164 (573 amino acids)
Biological process (GO): establishment of mitotic spindle orientation; centrosome localization; mitotic centrosome separation
Cellular component (GO): kinetochore; centrosome; kinesin complex
Molecular function (GO): microtubule binding
Source: RefSeq, a predicted model, not a curated record